AUGUCGCAACCCACCAACGUCUCCGAUGACCUCCUCUGGCAAGUUGUCAGAAGCAACAAUGCCUAUCUGAUCAAGCGAAAGACCGGAGGCGGUGCCUAUUUCUCCAGGGACCCCUUCAACCUCCUUAACAAGCACUCUCGAACACAUGCCGGUUUUGUGAACAGCAAGGCUGUCUCUGUUCAGCCAUCAGGCGAGAAGGGUGUCUCUUUCUCGACCAAGAAGGAGGGAAAGUCUAAUACUCCAGCUAAGAGCCUGAAUACACACAAAUUCAAGUCCGGCCGAUCAAACCAGAAGGUCUACAAGGCUAUCUCCGACAAUGUUGGACAGAAAUCAUACCGAAGCGACUUGAACCUGUAUGCUAUCCAGAGAGCCAGUGCUGUUCUCGAUUCGCAGAGAGCGAAGGCAGAUGCUCCAGAGAAGAAGACAAGAGGUGCAAAGGCACGAAAGACACAAGCAUGA
Molecule: messenger RNA, 459 nt
Organism: Lithohypha guttulata
Lineage: Eukaryota; Fungi; Ascomycota; Eurotiomycetes; Chaetothyriales; Trichomeriaceae
Exons: 3
Coding region: 1-459 (152 amino acids)
Biological process (GO): translation
Cellular component (GO): cytosolic large ribosomal subunit; ribosome
Molecular function (GO): structural constituent of ribosome
Source: RefSeq, a predicted model, not a curated record